Molecule: messenger RNA, 2927 nt
Organism: Diachasmimorpha longicaudata
Lineage: Eukaryota; Metazoa; Arthropoda; Insecta; Hymenoptera; Braconidae
Product: glutamate receptor ionotropic, kainate 2-like
Exons: 13
Coding region: 138-2834 (898 amino acids)
Biological process (GO): monoatomic ion transport; modulation of chemical synaptic transmission; synaptic transmission, glutamatergic
Cellular component (GO): postsynaptic density membrane; plasma membrane
Molecular function (GO): transmitter-gated monoatomic ion channel activity involved in regulation of postsynaptic membrane potential; glutamate receptor activity
Source: RefSeq, a predicted model, not a curated record
UAAGCGCGUGAGAAACCAACUGAUAGUGAAUUAACAAAAAUUUUAUUCAGUUCACGAGAUGCAGUAAUGUAACGAGAAAAAUAAUGAUGAACAUUUGUUUAAUGUGAUAUCGAUGUCGUACUCUUAGUAGAAACGAGAUGAUUGUGAGAUUCAAUUUGUUAUUUUUAGUACUUGUUCCGUUGGCAGUUAGUGCACGAAAAAAAAUAACGAUCGGCGGACUCUUCCACGAUGACGAUCUUUGCAGAAAAGCAUUCACUGCUUCUAUAGAAAAUGUUAACGUGAUGAGACGUACCUUAACGGACGAAUUACCCAAUGUAUUUUUCCUGGCAGACACACCGUCAUUCAGUGACGAUACCUUCGAAGUUUCCCAAACAGUUUGCACUUUGGUCAGCGAUGGUAUUGCGACUAUCAUUGGUCCAGAUGACAAGUCGUCAUCAACUCAUGUUCAAAAUAUGUGUGACACAAUGGACAUGCCAAACAUAUUGACUCGGUGGGACUCUGAUGGAACCAGAUUGAAUGCAGUUAAUUUAUAUCCACAUGCAAGCACUCUUUCACAGAUAUUUCCUGAUCUAGUCAUGGAAUUCAAGUGGAAGUCCUUCACUAUCAUUUACGACAACACCGAUGGAUUAAUCCGUAUGAAUAAACUGUUAGAACGAUGGGAUCCAAAAGGUUACCCCGUAACCCUGCGUCACUUGGGCGAGGGCCCCAACUACCGGCCCAUUCUCAAGAGAGUCAAGAAUUCAGGAGAAAAGAAUAUUGUCAUCGACUGUGCAUUCGAUAUUUUGGAACAAGUUCUUCUCCAGUCGCAACAAGUCGGUUUGUUGUCAGAACGGCACAAAAUACUCAUCAGUUCAUUGGAUCUGCAAAUUUUAGAUCUCGAGCCAUUCCAAUAUUCCGGUGCGAAUAUCACCGGCAUUCGCCUGGUAGAUCCAGACGAUGAAGACUACCAGGAGCGCUUCAACGAAGUCUCAUUUAAAAUGGGCAUUGACGAUCUUUCCAAAAUGCCCCUGCAUUCUGCCCUAGUGUACGAUGCAGUACAAGUAUUUGCCAGAGCAUUCAAGCUCUUCGUAGAUGCUGGCGAGGGACACGUUAGAAAGUUGAAUUGCGAUGGUGAUGACAGCUGGGAGUAUGGUAGUAGCUUGAGUAAUUUCAUGCGUUCUAUUGAAUUGAAGGGACUGACAGGUGCCGUUAAAUUCCACACCAACGGAUUCCGCACUGAUUUUUCCAUUGAUAUUGUUAAAUUGAGCGAAAUAGGCUUGAAUUCCAUUGGCUCAUGGAAUAGUACAACUGGUAUUGAAUGGAAAAUGGAAACACAGGAUAAAGUUGUUGGAGCUGAUGAGGAUUUGGCAAACAAAACUUUCACGAUUCUAAUUGCCCUGCUGGAUCCUUACAACAUGCUGAAGGAAUCGGCAAUAAUGAGAACCGGAAAUGAUCGUUACGAGGGAUUCGCCAUUGAUAUCAUUCAAGAACUGAGUAAAUUACUCCAUUUCAAUUACACACUCGUCGAACAAGUUGAUAAGGACUAUGGGAGUCCAGAUGCUAAUGGAAGAUGGAGUGGAAUGUUGGGAAAGAUCAUGAGGGAGGAAGCAGACUUGGCAAUCACUGAUCUUACUAUUACAGCUGAGCGUGAAAAAGCUGUUGACUUCACGAUGCCGUUCUUGAACCUCGGUAUCAGUAUACUCUUCAGAAAACCGACCAAGGCGGCACCGAGUCUAUUCUCAUUCCUGUCACCAUUUGCAGCCGAUGUGUGGUUGAAUCUGAUAGGGGCAUACAUAUUCUCAUCCUCACUUCUCUUUCUACUCGGUAGAAUGUGUCCUGCAGAAUGGAACAACCCAUACCCCUGCAUUGAAGAACCGACUGAACUGGAGAAUCAAUUUACCUUGAAAAAUUCUUUUUGGUUCACAAUUGGGAGUAUUAUGCAGCAAGGAUCUGAAAUCGCGCCAAUUGGUACAUCGACGAGAAUGCUGGCAAUCGCCUGGUGGUUUUUCUCCCUAAUUAUUGCUAAUUCCUACACUGCCAAUCUCGCGGCUUUUCUCGUGGUGGAGACGAACGUCAGGCCCAUAAAAUCUGCAGAGGAUCUUGCAAAUCUCAAUGGCUAUAUAAAAUAUGGUGCAAAGAGAAACGGUGCCACGUAUAAUUUUUUCAAGGGCUCCAAUCAUUCAACUUACGUGAAGAUGUUCAAUUACAUGAAGGAAAAUGAUGAUGAUGUUAUGAUGACCGAUAAUGACUUGGGCACUACACGUGUGGAAGAGGAGGAUGGUAAAUACGCUUUCCUCAUGGAGUCUAGUUCCAUUGCGUACAUAUCCCAGAGACAUUGCAAUCUCACACAGAUUGGAGAUCCGUUGGAUAGCAAGGGAUAUGGUAUAGCAAUGCGCAAAGGAUUCAUUUAUCGGGAUAAGUUGAAUACAGCAGUACUGCAAAUGCAGGAAAGUGGACUGUUAGCACAAUUAAAGGACAAGUGGUGGAAAGAAAAGCGAGGUGGAGGGAAAUGUACGGAUGUGUCCACCUCCGGUACACCAGCAGAAUUGACAUUAGACAAUGUCGGUGGUGUGUUUUUGGUUUUGGUAGUCGGAAUCGCAGUAUCAUUCGUUCUUUCCAUUCUGGAGAUGCUGUACGACGUCAUAUGCACAUCGUUCCGCGAGAAAGUUUCAUUCAAACAGGAGAUUAUAGAAGAACUAAAAUUCAUUCUGAAAUUCAAGGGAAAUGUUAAGCCAGUGCGAUGUAGAAAGGGGUCAUCGCACUCUACAAGACAGACAAGUACACGAGGAAGUACUCCUCCAUACAAUAUGAUGCCAUCCGUCAUUAUGACAACGCAUGAUGAAAAUGACACUUAGCUGUUGCAUUUAGAUGAUGACGAUUCAUUCACCUGUAAUUUGUGGUUUAUGUGUCGACGAAUGAUAAAUUUAUAAAUAAAUAAUUGAGGAUCA